GUAUCGUUUGCAGAUGAUCCAAUAAUCAUAUGCGUAUCAAAAUAUGAUAUCGAUUUUUGCAAAAAGCUUGUGGUCUCGUGCGCAGAACAAGCACAUCUAGCCGUGCCCGAAUGGUCAAUACGCUCCAGUCUACCGUUACCCCAGCCGAUCGCCACUUGCAUUAUUAAAGAAAACUAUGUCGCAAUGUGUUACGCUCAGGAUGGUGUUACUCUUUGUAACACGUGGUUUACAGCGUGUUUCAUCGUUAACUUCGAGUUACCGUUUACCGAAAAGCAAAAGAAUUGUGUUGAAAUAAAACAUCCUAUAGCGACAUGUAUAGCAAAAUAUGGCCCCGGUUUCUGCAACAAAGUGCUGAAGAGUUGUUCUGAACUGCUAAAUCAGCCUAUUUUGCCACGUACACCCGGAUCGCUUCAGGAGUUCCUCGAACCAAUUGCUAUAUGCAUUUCGAAAGGUUUCACUUCUCUAUUUGCACAAGUUUUUGAUUCCGUUUUAGAUUGGAUCGAAUCGAUGCAGUGA
This is a messenger RNA of Anisakis simplex (herring worm), 516 nucleotides long. The record is from the annotation of a GenBank genome assembly. NCBI's taxonomy places the organism in Eukaryota, Metazoa, Nematoda, Chromadorea, Rhabditida, Anisakidae.